Molecule: messenger RNA, 4620 nt
Organism: Conger conger (European conger)
Lineage: Eukaryota; Metazoa; Chordata; Actinopteri; Anguilliformes; Congridae
Gene: iars1
Product: isoleucyl-tRNA synthetase 1
Exons: 34
Coding region: 102-3896 (1264 amino acids)
Biological process (GO): isoleucyl-tRNA aminoacylation
Molecular function (GO): tRNA binding; aminoacyl-tRNA deacylase activity; isoleucine-tRNA ligase activity
Source: RefSeq, a predicted model, not a curated record
UUCUCCGUAGUUCCGGUUCCGCUCACGCUUGCGCCCCCGUUGCAUCAUUUCCCUUCCACAACCACCUGGCUGAGUAUUUCGCCGGCUGAUGAACAUACACCAUGGUGGAACGAGUCCCGGAAUUUAUUCACUUCCCGACCGAGGAAGAGCGAAUCCUUCAGCUAUGGAAGGACAAGGAUUGUUUUCAGGAGUGUCUGAAACAAUCCAAGAACAGGCCAAGGUACACUUUCUAUGAUGGACCGCCUUUCGCCACUGGUCUCCCUCAUUAUGGGCACAUUUUGGCUGGCACCAUCAAAGAUAUCGUCACUCGGUUUGCCCAUCAGAGUGGCUUUCACGUGGACCGGAGGUUUGGAUGGGACUGUCACGGAUUGCCUGUGGAAUAUGAGAUCGAUAAAACCCUUGACAUCAAAGGGCCAGAGGAUGUUGCUAAGAUGGGAAUUGCAGAGUACAAUAAGCAGUGCCGGGGUAUUGUGAUGAGAUAUGCUAAUGAAUGGGAGACAUCUAUAACCCGAAUGGGACGCUGGAUUGAUUUUAAGAAUGACUACAAAACUCUCUACCCCACUUUCAUGGAAACAGUUUGGUGGGUCUUCAAGCAGCUGUAUGACAAGGGCCUGGUCUACAGAGGAGUGAAGGUCAUGCCCUUCUCCACUGCCUGCAACACCCCUCUGUCCAACUUUGAGUCCCACCAGAACUACAAGGAUGUGCAAGACCCGUCUGUGAUCGUCAACUUCCCCCUGGAGGAGGAUGAGAAUGUGUGCCUGAUAGCCUGGACCACCACCCCGUGGACCCUGCCCAGUAACCUGGCCCUUUGCGUCAACCCAGAGUUCCUGUACGUCAAGGUUAAAGACAAUGCCACGGAGAAGGUCUACGUGAUGAUGGAGGCUCGGCUCGGGGCACUCUUCAAGGCCGAGGACGAGUACACGGUGCUGGAGAAGUUCCCUGGCAAGAACCUGAAAGGGAAGAAGUACAAACCGCUCUUUGAAUACUUCGUAAAGUGCAAAGAGACCGGGGCCUUCUCUGUGGUGACUGACAACUAUGUCCGUGAGGAGGAGGGUACUGGGGUCGUCCACCAGGCCCCCUAUUUCGGAGCUGAUGACUACAGGGUCUGCACCGAUUACGGCAUCAUCCAGAAAGACUCCGCCCCCAUCUGCCCGGUAGACUCCUCGGGAUGCUUCAUGGCGGAGGUCACGGACUUCGCGGGACAGUAUGUGAAGGACGCUGACAAGAACAUCAUCAAGCAGCUGAAGGAGAAGGGCCGCCUGGUCAACGCCAGCUCCUUCAAGCACAGCUACCCCUUCUGCUGGAGGUCGGACACCCCUCUGAUCUACAAGGCUGUGCCUAGCUGGUUCGUCCGAGUGGAGCACAUGGUGGACAAGCUUCUGGACAACAAUGGAAAGUGCUACUGGGUCCCUGAGUUUGUGCGCGAGAAGCGUUUCGGUAACUGGCUCAGGGACGCGCGUGAUUGGGCCGUGUCCAGGAACCGCUACUGGGGCACUCCCAUUCCGCUGUGGGUCAGCCAUGACUUUGAGGAGGUGGUGUGUGUGGGGUCACUGUCUGAGCUGGAGGAGCUCACAGGAGUGAAGGUAACCGAUCUUCACCGGGAAAGCAUCGACCACCUGACCAUCCCGUCGCGCUGUGGGAAGGGCGAGCUGCGCAGGGUGGUGGAGGUGUUCGACUGCUGGUUCGAGAGCGGGAGCAUGCCCUACGCCCAGGUGCACUACCCCUUCGAGAACCGCCGGGAGUUCGAGGACACCUUCCCCGCCGACUUCAUCGCAGAGGGCAUCGACCAGACCAGGGGAUGGUUUUACACACUGCUGGUACUGUCCACAGCCCUCUUCGGCAAACCACCAUUCAAAAACGUGAUUGUCAACGGCCUAGUUCUUGCGAGUGAUGGACAGAAGAUGAGCAAACGCAAGAAGAAUUACCCGGAUCCUGGGCUUAUCGUGAAGAAUUAUGGAGCAGAUGCCCUGAGGCUGUACCUGAUCAACUCCCCCGUGGUGCGGGCGGAGAACCUGCGCUUCAAAGAGGAGGGGGUGCGGGACGUGCUGAAGGACGUCUUCCUGCCCUGGUACAACGCCUACCGCUUCCUGGUGCAGAACGUGCAGAGGCUGCAGAAGGAAGAGGACGUUGAGUUUCGGUACAGCGAGAGCACGGCCAAGCCGAGCGACAACAUCAUGGAUAAAUGGAUCCAGUCUUUCACCCAGUCGCUCAUCCAGUUUUUCAGGGCUGAGAUGGAUGCUUACAGGUUGUACACUGUGGUGCCGAAGCUGGUCAAGUUCGUGGACAUGCUCACCAACUGGUACGUGCGGACCAACCGCAGGAGACUGAAGGGGGAGCACGGCAUGGAGGACUGCCUGUGGGCCCUGGAGACCCUGUUCAGCGUGCUCUUCUCCAUGUGCAGGCUGAUGGCUCCCUUCACCCCCUUCAUCACUGAGAUGAUGUACCAGAACCUCAGGCACCUGAUUGACCCAGCUUCCCUGGACAAGGAUUCCAGCAGCAUUCACUACCUAAUGCUUCCCCAAGUCAGAGAGUCCUUGAUUGACAAGCGCAUCGAGAGUGCGGUGUGUCAGAUGCAGUCGGUCAUCGAGCUGGGCCGCGUUAUUCGGGACCGAAAGACCCUGCCCGUCAAGUAUCCCCUGAAGGAGGUGGUGGUUAUCCAUCAGGACCCAGAGGCACUGAAAGACAUCCAGGCCUUGCAGAAGUACAUUCUGGAGGAGCUUAAUGUUCGCGAGCUUACCCUAUCUACCGAAAAAGACAAGUACGGCAUCAGAUUGAGGGCGGAGCCUGACCACAUGGUGUUGGGCAAGCGUCUUAAGGGGGCCUUCAAGCCCGUAAUGGCUGCCAUCAAGGAGCUGAAGAGCGAGCAGCUGGAGACCUUCCAGAAGACAGGAUCCAUUGUAGUGGAUGGGCAUGAACUUCAUGAAGAAGACCUGCGUCUGAUUUACACUUUUGAUCAGACCUCUGGAAGAGCUGCUCAGUAUGAGGCCCACUCAGAUGCACAGGUCCUGGUUCUGCUUGACAUUACUCCUGACCAGUCGAUGGUGGAUGAGGGUGUGGCCCGUGAAGUCAUCAAUCGUAUCCAGAAACUCCGCAAAAAGGGGCACCUUGUUCCCUCCGAUGAGAUAACGGUGUACUACAGUUCUCAGCCUGCCGGGGAGUACCUGGACAGGGUGAUCCAGGCCCACACUGACUUCAUCCUGGCUACCAUCAAAGCCCCACUGACUCCCUCUCCAGUGGCCAAAAACACCACUGUUAUUGUGCAGGAGAAAACCCAGCUGAAGGGCUCUGAGCUGGACCUGACCAUCGUGAAGGGAGCUCCUGACUCCCCUCUCUCAGGACCCGCCUGUGCCUACGUCAAUCUCAAGGUCAAGCUGAACAACAAGGAGCAAGAGGGAGUCGUCCUGCUGGAGAACCCUAAAGGGGAUAACCAGCUGAACGUGCCCAGGCUGAAGCUGGUCUGCUCCAGUAUCUUUGAUGCUCGCAACACACAGCUGUCUGUGUUCAGCGGGAAGACGGAGUUGACCGGCACAGCGGACCUGAUGAGCCUGAAUGGACAGACUCUGUCCGUCACCUCUGGGGGCGCUCCCCCGGACCCCCCCAGCCCAGACCCCCUGCUCUGCCCCUACAUCAACCUGCAGCUGCUCAACGGGGAGCCAGCAGAAUGCCAGAGUGGAACUGUGGGCACUAUACUGUUGGCGAACCCGGUGGGCCGGAACGGGCUGACACACGCUGGCCUCCUCAGUGAGGCGGCCAAGCUGUUUGGCCUGAGGGGCAGGAGACUGCACCUGUACCUGGACCAGGCCUUCAGUGAACAGAUCACUGAAAGCAUCCCAGUGAAGACUCUGAACACGAAGACGCUGUACAUUAGACUUUUACCCACUACAGCUGAAUCUUAAGGAUUUCAUCAAUUAGGAAGAAUUAUUGCCUUGUAGUUCCUUUCCUUUCCUUUCCUUUCAUUAGGGAGUUGAAUUUAAGUACUUAUCCCUCCCCGGUCAGUCCUGGAUCAUUGAAUACUUGAUAUUGUACUGUUCAUUUUAUAUCCUAAAGUAACUGUCUCAAGAAUCCUAGAAGGCAACUGUUUACAGAAGGACUUUUCAAGAUUUGAGAUGUGGCCAAAAAACUAAAAGAAAUAAAUUUAAAAAAGGCUCUCAGCCAUGUUUAGACUGCUGCUGUAAAGCACUUAAGAAAAUGGAAGUUUUCAGUAUGGUUAUGUGGAAUUCUUACUAUGGGCGAAUCAGGUUAGCCUUUCCAUGGUUUUUGGAGUGACCCUUCAACAUAAAGGGAAUUGUACUAUAAUGCUAUACUAUCUGGAGUUUAUUACUGAAUAAUUGGGAAUCUAACCACCCUCCGUAUAAGUUACAAAGCCAAAGCCAAAUUCAAAUCGGUCACCAGAUGUGGUGUCCCCAGGGUUGCCAUGGAUUCCAGUUCUGUGAAAGAAGAGAGCUUUGAAAUUUUCCUUCAUAGGAUAGAACAGGUGUCUGUGUUUUAGGAUGCUUCCUGUGGUGCAUUUUGGGAAGGGACUGGGGUUCAUUCAAAAGCUCCGGGAGCAAAACAGCGGUGUUUAUGUUCCACAAUGGUAAUGCAUAAUAAAACAAAAAAAUAAAACUUUUAAAUAUCAAA